CAAAGAGACAGAGAGAAGUAAAUGAGUUUUAAGUUAUUAUAGCCAUAUGUUCAAAACAACAAUUAGAAAUUAGACAUUUCUAAUUGUUGUGGUGGGUCAUGGUGCAGGUUCAUGUGCACAUCAGCAGUUAUUCAACAGGGCCUGAGCUGGUGACUGACCUUUGUUUCACCCUUUUGUCUCUACAGCGCGAAUGUAUAGCCAUUCAUGUCGGCCAAGCCGAAACCCAGAUGGGCAAUGCCUGCUGGGAACUCUACUGUCUUGAGCAUGGCAUCCAGCCUGACGGUCAGAUGCCUAGCAGCAAGACCAUGGGCGGAGGCGAUGACUCGUUUAACACCUUCUUCAGUGAGACUGGAGCAGGCAAACAUGUCCCCAGAGCAGUUCUUGUUGACCUGGAGCCAACAGUCAUCGAUGAAGUGAGUACAGGCACAUACCGCCAGCUCUUCCACCCUGAGCAGCUGAUCACUGGUAAGGAGGACGCAGCCAACAACUACACUCGUGGUCACUACACCGUUGGGAAGGAGAUCAUUGAUCUGGUCCUGGACAGAACAGGCUGAUUGGCCAGAUUGUCUCCUCCAU
Messenger RNA from Paralichthys olivaceus (Japanese flounder), 576 nucleotides. Its product is annotated as tubulin alpha-2/alpha-4 chain-like. Gene Ontology annotation, cellular component: microtubule; cytoplasm. Gene Ontology annotation, molecular function: structural constituent of cytoskeleton; GTP binding. Gene Ontology annotation, biological process: microtubule cytoskeleton organization; mitotic cell cycle. The record is from RefSeq and is a predicted model, not a curated record. NCBI's taxonomy places the organism in Eukaryota, Metazoa, Chordata, Actinopteri, Pleuronectiformes, Paralichthyidae.